Molecule: messenger RNA, 933 nt
Organism: Orycteropus afer afer
Lineage: Eukaryota; Metazoa; Chordata; Mammalia; Tubulidentata; Orycteropodidae
Product: olfactory receptor 14I1-like
Exons: 1
Coding region: 1-933 (310 amino acids)
Biological process (GO): G protein-coupled receptor signaling pathway
Cellular component (GO): membrane
Molecular function (GO): olfactory receptor activity; odorant binding; G protein-coupled receptor activity
Source: RefSeq, a predicted model, not a curated record
AUGGACAACCUUACUGCCUUCACAGAAUUCCUCCUUGUGGGUAACGCAGGCUCACGGGAGCUUCAAGUCUUGCAAGGUCUGCUAUUCCUAGUAAUUUAUCUGGGAGCCUUGGCUGGGAAUCUUCUAACCUUUUUGGUCAUUGUGACAGACCCACAUCUUCACCUCCCAAUGUACUUCUUUAUAGGCAACUUAACCCUCAUAGAUUUUUGUUAUAUCUCAGUAACUGUUCCUAAAGCAAUUGUGAACUCUCUAACAGACAGUACACUGAUCUCCCUUAAAGAAUGUAUUACUCAAACUUUCCUGUUUAUCUUAUUUGGAUCCACAGAGUUCUUUUUCCUUGUGGUCAUGUCCUAUGACCGUUAUGUUGCCAUUUGCCGCCCUCUGCAUUAUCAGCUCAUCCUCACCCUGCGUUUGUGCACACGAAUCGCAGGGGCCUCGUGGGCUGGUGGGCUGGUCUAUUCUGCAACUCACACAGGCACCUUAUUCAGACUUCCUUUCACAAAGUCCAAUGUGAUUCACCAGUUAUUUUGUGAUAUUCCUCAGAUCCUAAGCAUCUCAUCCCAGUCUGUGCAAUUUUCUGAGACAGUAGUCCUUGUGCUAAGUGCUUGCAUUGUCCUAUUUUUCUUCAUCAUCUUAUUCAUCUCAUAUGCUAACAUAUUCUCUACUGUGCUUCAGAUGCGAUCUGUAGAAGCCCGAAACAAAGCUUUAUCUACCUGCUGCCCCCAGAUAGCUACUAUUAUAUUGUUCAUAAUCUCUGGGUUAUUUGCUUGUUUGGGGCCCAUCUCUGAGGUAUCUACUAUUCAAAGCUUUCUCACUGCUAUGUUCUACUUCAUGGUGUCUCCCUUCAUAAACCCCAUCAUCUUUAGCCUGAGGAACAGGGAGAUCAAGAGUGCUCUCAGCAGAAUGUUUAAUAGAUCUUCCAAGGUCCCCUAG